Ceratina calcarata is the source of this 6236-nucleotide messenger RNA. RefSeq names its product organic cation transporter protein. Gene Ontology annotation, biological process: transmembrane transport. Gene Ontology annotation, cellular component: membrane. Bases 1809 to 3509 code for a protein of 566 amino acids. The transcript is spliced from 2 exons. Gene Ontology annotation, molecular function: transmembrane transporter activity. Lineage: Eukaryota; Metazoa; Arthropoda; Insecta; Hymenoptera; Apidae. The record is from RefSeq and is a predicted model, not a curated record.
AAUGGUACUUAUAUUACAUUCAAUGAUGGAUUUUAACUUAUAUUAAUUGUGAUGUUUGCAACCACAUUGAUUGCUCACGGGCGAUGCAUAACGUAUGAGUGCUGUAUUAUGUACAUACAUGCAUGUAUAAACAAGUGCUGACACGUAUCAUAUCAAACUAAUAGUUUAUGCUUCGCGUAGGCAACGAUUAUCCGCGAGUUCAACUCGUCCAACGUGUCUACCUUCAUUAGUUUAACGUGUAUCUUAUUUAGCUAGGAGUGUUCAUAGUAAUCGCCUGCCAAGCAAUUUCUCUGCACAACAUUGAAAUGAAUGAUUGUCGAGAGCGUGAAUGACAGUGCCAAAGUGACAAACUGAUACGUUCCUAUGCGAAGGAACUACAAAGCCCUAAAGCGGUUGACAAAAUUUUCGUGACACAGAAUUUUAAAAAUAGCCAGUGGACGCCACUUCGGAUAGAAAUUAGUUAGAGGAGACUCACGGAAUUGUACAAAGGUUCCAAAGUGCUCUUCGGUUCUUAGUAACGAAGCUUCAUUUAGUUUCCUUUGAUUAGGCGUACAAGAUUUAAAUGGAAAACAACCGUGACCUAUACCGCGAGAUAAAUUACGUUCACAAAUAACUGGAGAUACCGGAAUUAUCAGGAGUUAAUGUCCGUGUUUGAUAACGAUUUUGAAUACGAUGAUAUCCAAUAAACGAAACUAGUUUAUCGAAGAUAAUUACAACAAUGCUGUGCUGUUUUACUAAAUAGUUGAUAGUGUUUAAAAAUGUGUAGCUAUUGACGUCAUGGGGCGACGGGGAAAUAUGGACAACAGAUUACACCGAUAUUAUCACACAUACGACUAGCAGGAUCAGCGCCAACUAAAACACGUCCAAGUGGGAGUCACAACAGACCGCAACGGUGCAAGGACAGCAAUUCUUGCAAAGGAGAAACAAUUCUUGCAAUCCAACACGUGGCACUUCUUGAGAAAUCUGUUCAGCCACUAACGUUGACAUUUCCAGUCAGAGUUGUCCAGUCGUUCGUGGACAUUAGAACGGUGCAGUACGUUCUUACGUCCACGCGUGCACACGCACAACCAAAUUACCGUAAUUCUAAUUUUAUCAUGCGAAUUCGUGACAGUCCUAACAAAGACCACUUGACGAUAAUUGGUGAAACGGUGAUGAGACGAUCUUGAACAAGAAAAGAAUUACAAUCGUAAUCUAGUUGCUGAUUAUAAUGCAUCAAGUAAUCGGUGAGUUAAACUAGUUGACAAUUAUUGGUGAAACAACAAAAUGAAACUAUAAUUCAUCAUAAAAAAUCAGAUGAUAUCACUUGACAAAAUCCGAGAAAUAUAACCAUAAUCUUCUAAGUAUAAUUUAAAGUUGCUAAUUAUAAUACAUCAACAAAUAAUUCGUGAGUUAAGCUAGUUGACAAAAACUUGUGCAAUAAUAAGACAUUCUUGAUCAGGAGAAAACCGUAAUUCAUCAUGAAAAAUUAGUUGAUAACAUAAAUUAGCAAAAUCGUGGAACUAUAAUCGUAACAUAGUUGCUGAUUCUAAUCAACGAAUAAUUAGUAAGUUAAAUUAGUUGAUAAUAACUGCUGAAACAACCAGACAUUCUUGGCUAUUCAUUUGUGGACUGAUAAGAAUCAGUUGAUAAUAACCAUCAAUUGAAAAAAUCGUGAGACCUUUGGAGUUCAUCUAUCGCUGUGAUAAAAUAUUUUUCCUUAGCAAGACUUGAGUGGUACCAUAGAGGAAAUAAUUUCAACAUAAUUGCUUUCGAUUAUUUUUUAUAUUAAUCGAGGAAAACAGUUCGAAGGACAUAUUUCCCAAGGCAAUAUGGCGAGCGUUGACAGAAAUCUGGAAGAGCUGAUGGCCCAUCUGGGGGAGUUUGGUAAAUACCAAUGUUGGCAGUUUUCGCUGCAUAUUAUCGGCGCCUUGACAGCAGGUCUGCACAUGUUGACGCUAUUAACAGUCGCCGCUGUUCCACCCCAUACAUGCAACGUCCCCAAAUCGAGUUUAGUAACCGACUCUCCUAACAUUACAUUAUCGAAAUGGAACACAUCCGUGGAAUCUCUUCCCCGAGCGAUCGACGCUUGCCACUAUUUGGACUUAAACGAGACAAUUCAGGACUGUGAAUCAUGGACAUACGAUACACAAUACUUCCAAUCGUCUCGCGGAAUGGAAUGGGACUUCGUCUGUUCGCAAAGGUGGAUGGGGGCGGCCGCUCAGUCUUCGUACAUGUUCGGCGUGUUCAUCGGCGCAGUGACAUUAGGCAGUUUAGCAGAUAAACACGGGAGGAAAGUAAUAUUCUACAUAUCAGCAGUGGCGCAGCUUAUACUCGGUGUGACAGUAGCCCUGGUGGACAACUAUUACAUCUUCCUCGUUUUACGAUUCCUAUAUGGAAUCUUUGGUUCAGCCGGGGCGUAUAUAACAGGAUUCGUGUUAACGAUGGAACUGGUUGGACCGUCGAAGAGGACCAUGUGUGGCAUUAUGUUCCAAAUAGCGUUUGCCGUUGGUUUCAUGCUGGUGUCGGUUUGGGGCGCACUGAUAAAAGAGCGAAUGUGGCUACAAAUCGUUUACGGCCUUCACAGUGCGCUGAUGAUUGGACACUGGUGGCUGAUGGACGAGUCACCGCGGUGGUUAUGGGCCCAAGGCCGCGUUAGUGAAGCUCUCGCAAUCAUACAAAAGGGUUUGAAGAUGAACGGUAACAAUGUGGCCAUAGAUACUGAUAAAUUGAUCGGCGAAGGGAAGAAACAUAGGACCGUGGAUUACGAAGAUCGGUCUUAUGGAGCCUUGGACCUUUUCAGAACACCGAAUCUCAGAAAGAAAACGUUAAACGUAUGCCUGAACUGGUUCGCGAAUUCUAUAGUGUAUUAUGGUUUGUCGUUGAACGCUGGGAACCUGGUUGGCAAUCCAUUCUUCAUGUUAUUCCUCAGCGGUUUAGUGGAACUGCCCUCGUACAUUCUGAUGUGCUUCUUAAUGGACCGGGCUGGAAGAAGAUGCGUGGUUUGCACUUUCAUGCUGAUCGGUGGCGUGUGCUGUGUAAUCGCUUCUACUAUCCCAACUGGGACCGACAUAGCAGCCACGAGUAUAGUGACGAUCGUCCUCUUUGGGAAAGCUUGCAUCGCUGGUUCAUUCGCUGUUAUCUAUAAUUACACCGCGGAACUGUUUCCUACGGUCGUUAGGAACACCGCUUUGGGCAUCGGCUCGAUGUGCGCGCGUCUCAGCGGCGCUUUGACUCCGAUGAUUAUGCUACUGGAUUCGUUCAAUCCGAAAGUGCCGGCGGUUUUAUUUGGCUGUGUGGCUCUCGUUUCUGGGUUUCUAUCAACGUACCUGCCGGAGACGUUGAACCAACCGAUGCCGGAAACGAUAGAGGAUGGCGAGAAUUUCGGGAAGCACGACACAUGUUUCAGUACGUGUAUCGGGUCUGAUAAGAUGGGCAGCAGUUACGAGGUCACGUUGAAUCAGUUGGCUGACAAGGACGAGAAGGAGAAGCUGAAUCAGGAGGAAAAUGUGAAGGAUAUUACUCCUCGUUAAUUUUAUCCUUCGAGCUCUGUUUAUCUGCGACAAAAAUUAUUUGAUUGUGUGUACAGCUUGUGAUUGACAAUGAAUUUUUACCUGUUUUUGAUUGCGUUAAUUUUCCCUAGGUUGAUAAGAUCCGAAAAUAGUAAUAAAUCUAUGUCUUGAUUUUUCAAUACACAAUUAACAUGUUUGAUUAAGUACUAACAGAUUUUCUGUAAUUGUUCAAAAAUCAAUUGGAGAACUGAAUCCAAUAUUAAUAUAUAUUAUGUUUUACAUUUUAAUUAAAUUUUUAAAUCGACGUAUAAGAAAACAUGCAUACAGAUACACAUUUCCAAAUUAAGGAAGAAAUGGAAAUUGGGUUCUUAUGAAAUAUUUGGGUACAGAUAAAUGAAGAAAUAGAAAAGCCAUCAGUACUGUCUGUAUUUUCAACAUUUAUUUACGUUCAAUUACAAAACAAAAUUACAUACAUAAUUAUUUCUUAAUAAGUAGAUGCAAAUCAAGCUACAUUAACGCCAAAUCGACAGAGUAAGGCAUAGAUUUAAUACCAUUUUCUAUUCGUAUCUUCCUAGGUGAAAUUAACAAUAAAAACCUGGUAGAGAUUCAUUGUUCUAAGAUGUACAGAAUGAGUCUCAUAACAUAAAGAUUUCAAAUAAGGUAUUUGUGGUACGACAAAAAUUGUUGAACAAAUGUUGCAUGGAUUCCAGGUAAUGCUAUGUUGUGAUCUACUUUUUGUUUUUUUUUGCUUUUUUACCGAGAUAUGAGGGUCAUCUUCAGCUUUUCAAAGAGAAUGUCCAAUAUUUUUUCUCGAAUUUCAAUAAAGCAUCAAAUUCUAUACUGGCAAUGAGGAUUUAUGCUAAUGAUUACUGAAAUAUUCUCAAAUCUUCUAUUAAGAAAUAGUGGAAGUACUUCAUGUCUUCAGUCAACGUGAUUAUUAAUACGACUUUGUUUCCGAUGACAAAUCAUGUUUGUAAACACUUUCUUCGUUAGAUGUUAGAUAUACAUAUGAUCUAUGAUGAUUUGAUAAUAUUAGAUAUAGUAUGAUAUGCAGCUUAUUGUUAGUUUAGCAGUUACUUAGUCACAUUGAAGGAGGCACUACAUUUCACGAUAUUAUAUUCAGCGAUGUCCAGUAACAGAGAAAAGUAUGAAAAUUGUUGCAUGUAAUAAAAAUACUGAAAGAGCUGAAGUAUUAUACUAAACCAAGUAUCCUGAUCAAGAUCAAUCAUCGCAUUCUAUUUUUGUAAAAGACUUGCAAUUAACCCUUUGCGGACAGGAGUGUAAUUUCAUUGAAAGGAAACCAGACUGUUUAGUCUAUUACACCCAUGCGUAUCUUAUCGCUCAGAAUGAUAGACUUACGCGUAGCUCUCCAUAAUACGCCUUGUAGCUGUGAACUAAGUUGGGCAGCUAUAUGCUGACACGAGUCCGCAAAAAGUUAAUAAAAGAUUCCAAAAAUAUGGCAACUGCAUUCGUGAAAUUGACCACGAAAAGUGGGAAAUGAAGAUUUGAUGCGAAUUUGGAUAAUUGCUCACCAGAUCAUUAUAUCAUAUUUCAUUCAAAGAUCACUAACAGGUCAAACACAUUGUAAAUUUUUGUCUAAGACACUACUAGAAAAUUUAUAAUCUUUUUUUAAUUUGGUGCUUUAUUGAAAUUCGAGAAAAAAUAUUGGAUAUUCUAUUUAAACAAACUGAAGCUUUCACAUCGAGAAAGCAAAGAAGCAAAAAACCACAGCAUUGCAUGCCCCCCUGAAAUCCAUGCAACAUUUGUUCGACAAUUUUUAUUGUACAAGAAAGAUUUUAAGAGUUGUUCGAAGUCAGGAUUCAGUUUCAAACUUAAAAUUCCUUCAAGGUUUCAUUCCUAGUAUUCACUUUCAAUGUUAAAAUACAUAGUAACACUUGAAUCCUCGAUAAUUAACAUGAAUUAGAAGUGACUUGUGAAUCCCAACUUUCUAUUUCAAAACAUGUUUUUGUUCAUCGUAUUGAAAUUUCCAAAUUAAAUUUCCUGUUUCGAACUCCAUACGAAUUUUGAAAUCUACAAUUUAAUUUUAGAAAAUAUUUUACAAUAAUUAAAAUUGUCUGACGAUUCUUAAAAGGAAUGCGUUAAGUGUCUCAUUUAAAACUUUAACAUUUAUAAUAUGAACAAAUAUUACUUUUAGACAUGAAAGAAAUAAAAAAGAGACCAGAGCACUGCACGUUCUCUUGGAAGUCACGCAACAUUUGUUCAACAAUUUUUAUCGUGCAACAAAUACCUUACGUGUUAUUCGACGUCGUCAUGUUCGAGACUCACCUUGUAUGCUGUUGAAGCUUGAGAUUUUCUUGAGACAGCUUCUAACAAUGCGAGGCAAUGAUCAAUAGAUCAACCGCCAGUACAUAUUGUUACAGAAUUAUUUUGUAAUUCUAUAUAUUGUUAGUUAUACUGUUGCGGAUGAAUAUAACCGCAGACUCUUGUUGUCUGCGAGAUGAACACUGUUAUAACACGGUGUCAGGUGUUGCUAAUGAGAUCAAUUCAGUGAGACGAGACAUCAGAAAAAACAAAGACGCAUCGAGGGAACAAGGAGAUAGUCGUGAUUGUCAAAAGGGGUCCUAAUUAAAAUAAUUUGCAGUGUUUGGUAUUCUUAUUAUACAGGGUGGGCCGAAAAUCGUAAUACAACCGAGCAGAGGGUUAUUCUACCUUAAGAAAGAAGAAAAAAUAUUUUGGUAUAACAUUUUGUCAACCGGAGCUGCAUUCUCGUCAAAAUCAAAGUUUGUU